Iphiclides podalirius (scarce swallowtail) is the source of this 2430-nucleotide messenger RNA. Lineage: Eukaryota; Metazoa; Arthropoda; Insecta; Lepidoptera; Papilionidae. The record is from the annotation of a GenBank genome assembly.
AUGUCUAAACGAAAUAUUGUGUUCCACCCCAUUAUAAGUUCUAUUCAACGAAUAGCGCUUUAUGAAACUAAAGCGCGAUUUUACCUUAUUGGCUCAAAUAACACACAGACUAGAUUUCGUGUCCUAAAAAUUGAUAGGACAGAUCCAAAAGAAUUGAUAUUAGUAGAUGACAAAGUGGAGUAUAAUAAGCAAGAAAUACACCAAUUACUAAACAUGAUAGGAUUUGGUAAUAGAAGUAGUAGGUCACCAGGUUUCAAUAAACUUGUUUCUGCCUUUGGAAUUGUUGCUGCCGUAUAUCACUCAAAUCUGAAUUCUGAAAAUAGUGAAGAGGGUACGUGCAUUUGUCAAAAUACUGAUGAUGAUGAUGAUGAAGAUAUUUUUGAAACAUGGAAGCAGCAACUACAACAAAGGCAAGAGAAAACUGGGGAACAAAGCCCCAAAUUAGAGUUUGGCAUAAGAACAGUCCCAGAGUGGAGAUUUGUAUGGAACAGCCAUCUACUCUCAGCAGUGCACUCUUAUUUGCACCCAGACUGGAUACUGUACAUAGUGCAUGGUUUUAUAGAGCAAAGUAACUUAAAUAUAUUUGGUCGACCAAUUUACCUAACCCUUAUUGCUAGAAGAAGCAAUAGAUAUGCUGGCACUAGAUUUUUAAAAAGAGGGGCGAACCUACAUGGAGAUGUUGCUAAUGAAGUAGAAACCGAACAGAUUGUCCAUGAUUCAAUGUUAUCUUCAUUUGCUGCUGGUCGAUUCAGCUCAUUCGUCCAGAUGAGAGGCUCCAUCCCCAGUUAUUGGUCGCAAGACAUAUCAAAGAUGGUACCCAAGCCCGCCAUAUCUAUAGACCUCGGCGACCCGUACGCUGAGAUACCGGCGAAACAUUUCAAUAACCUGAUGAGGAGAUACGGUUCGCCUAUCAUGAUUCUGAAUCUGGUCAAAAAGAGAGAGAAAAAAAAACACGAAUCUCUGCUGACUGACGCGAUAAGCAAUGCAGUGAAGUACCUCAAUCAGUUCUUGUCUCCCGAGCAUGCCAUACAGUACUUCCACCUGGACAUGGCCCGAAUGAACAAGGGCGCUGACGCUAAAGUCCUAGAUAAAUUGUCCGCGAUAGCCCGCACGGUGGUGCGCCGCACGGGCAUUUUCCUCAGCUCGAAGGGGUACGACGAGGAGGCUGGGGUGCCUGGCCACCAGGGCGGCCGGCUGCAGACCGGCCUGGUGCGCGUCAACUGCGUAGACUGUCUGGACAGAACCAACACGGCGCAGUUCGCCAUCGGCAAAUGCGUGCUGGCACACCAGCUAUAUGCUUUGGGUCUUAUCGGGGAGCCAGUGAUAGAAUUUGAUUCGGACUGUGUCAGACUGCUCGAGGGAUUGUACGAAGACCAUGGAGACACACUCGCGCUUCAAUAUGGUGGCUCGCAGCUAGUCCACAGAAUAAAAACCUACAGGAAAACGGCCCCGUGGUCGUCGCACGGUAACGACAUAAUGCAGACGCUGAGCCGUUACUACUCGAACACGUUCUCCGACGCCGAGAAGCAGAACACGAUGAAUCUCUUCCUGGGGCUGUUCGUUCCGGACGCCGGUAGACCCGCUCUGUGGGACUACCCCACUGACUACUACCUCCACCACCCAGAGGCCAUGGUGUACAUACCGAACAGACGGUCUCUGACGAAGUGGUGGGACGACGAAGUGGUGAAACACCUGCCGCUGCCGUGCAACGAGAUGCGCAAGCUGUGCUGCGAGAUCAUCGGCACCCAGGGCGACGGCGCCCUGGAGAUGCUCGACCCCUACCAGGAGUACAACAGGCCCUUCGAGUACACCGUCUUCACGGACUGCUUCGAGUUCAAGAUGUUUCACACGCUACGCGACCUCGCCCCCACCUUCUCGGAGAGCUUCAGCCCCUUCGUGGUGCGCGGCCGCAGCGUCGGCCAGGGCAAGGGCCCAGCCUCGAAGAACCCCGUCAUCAGCGGCCGCUCCAGCACCACGUCCAACAAUUCAAGCGAUUCAAACAGCGAUUCCUCGUCAGACGACGACCUGACGAGUUCGGCGCCUAGUUCACGCCUAUUGGUGCCAUCGCCAUUGGCGCUAGUUGCUAAAGCGCUUUCAAAAGAGGAAACGGAAGAACCCGCCAUGUUUCCCGCCAUCAAACGUCACAAUAGAAUACUUCUUAAAGAACCAAGCAAAAGAGAUAUGAUUGUGUACAAACGUUAUGUUAACUUUGAGCGAAGAUCGAAUCCGCACUAUGAUCCAGACAUACACAUAGUGAUGACAGUGAGCAGCGCCUUCACCAUUGACAGUACUGUAGACGUUAUACCGCCAACUGUCACCAGAGCUUCAAAAGAAAUAUAUCACAACUAUGUCCAAAGAAACAGCGGCCGUGUGACCGUUCCUGCCGCAUCCCUAGCUUUAUAUAAAAAAUAUGUAAAUUUUAGCACUAAA